CUUUACCUCAGCUGGAUGUGAGAUUUGUGUGAGAUUUCUGCUCGAGUCAUCGCGUGCAGCGCAGAAGUUUUAAACUGAAUUAUUACUCAGUUAUUUUAUUACUCAAUAAGCGUAUUACUACAUUAUUUUGAGCAUGGGCCAGAAGAAAACUCUUCGCUCUCAGGCCAGGAAAGAUUCUCCGACGGUAAAUACACCCGUAAAGAGCGAUAAGAAGGCCAAAGGGAACUCUAUCUUCAGUUGGCUGUUUGUGGUGGCUAUGCUGGGUGUUUGGUUAUCUGUAGGAGUCGUCUGGUUUGACUUGGUUGAUUAUGACAAUGUUGUUGGCACUCUUGGAGGACUGUAUGAUGCCGAUGGUGAUGGAGACUUUGAUGUUGAAGAUGCCAAAGUUUUGUUGGAGAAUGCUACAGCGGUCACUAAAGAGAAACCCUCAAGAAAAGAUAUAUCAGCAGUGGAAGCCAGUGUCAAAGCAGUCCAGUCCAAGCUCACUCAUGAGAGAGCAAAAGAAGUUGGGCCAGAGAUGGAACGAGAGCAUCCCACCAGAGAUAUUGGGCGAAAGCUGAAAGCGGCUCUGAAGGAGCAACUACGAAUGAUUCACGAGAAGAUCGAAGCCAAAAAGAUCGCCAAACUAGCCCUUGCUGAGGUCCGUAUUGUUUUGGCCAAAGAGGAGGAGGAGAAACAAGCUGCUCUCGCUGCUAAAAAAACUAAAGAGGAGGCUGUAGUUAAACUCCGAGAGGAACGGGAGCGGAUAGAACAGGAGAGGCUGAGGGAAGAGAAAGCGGAACAAGAGAGACUCCGUAAAGAGAGAUUGGCCAAAGAAAAAACAGAAAAAGAGAGGGCAGAGAAAGAGAGACUGGAAAAAGGGAGAUUAGCCAAAGAAAAGGCAGAAAAGAGGAGAUUAGAGAAAGAAAAUGCAGAGAAAGAAAGACAAGCCAAAGAAAAAGCAGAGAAAGAAAGACUAGCCAAAGAAAAAGCUGAGAAAGAGCAACUAGCCAAAGAAAAAGCUGAGAAAGAGCAACUAGCCAAAGAAAAGGCAGAGAAAGAAAGACUAGCCAAAGAAAAAACAGAGAAAGAAAGACUAGCCAAAGAAAAAGCAGAGAAAGAGAGACUAGCCAAAGAAAAGGAAGAGAAAGAGAGACUAGCCAAAGAAAAGGAAGAGAAAGAGAGACUAGCCAAAGAAAAGGAAGAGAAAGAGAGACUAGCCAAAGAGAAAGCAGAGAAAGAGAGACUAGCCAAAGAAAAGGCAGAGAAAGAGAGACUAGCCAAAGAAAAGGCAGAGAAAGAAAGACUAGCCAAAGAGAAAGCAGAGAAAGAGAGACUAGCCAAAGAAAAGGCAGAGAAAGAAAGUCUAGCCAAAGAAAAAGCAGAGAAAGAGAGACUAGCCAAAGAAAAGGAAGAGAAAGAGAGACUAGCCAAAGAAAAGGAAGAGAAAGAAAGACUAGCCAAAGAAAAGGCAGAAAAAGAAAGACUAGCCAAAGAAAAGGAAGAGAAAGUAAGACUAGCCAAAGAAAAGGCAGAAAAAGAAAGACUAGCCAAAGAAAAGGAAGAGAAAGAAAGACUAGCCAAAGAAAAGGCAGAAAAAGAAAGACUAGCCAAAGAAAAGGAAGAGAAAGAAAGACUAGCCAAAGAAAAGGCAGAAAAAGAAAGACUAGCCAAAGAAAAGGAAGAGAAAGAAAGACUAGCCAAAGAAAAGGCAGAAAAAGAAAGACUAGCCAAAGAAAAGGCAGAAAAAGAAAGACUAGCCAAAGAAAAGGCAGAGAAAGAAAGACAAGCCAAAGAAAAAGCUGAGAAAGAAAGACUAGCCAAAGAAAAGGCAGAAAAAGAAAGACUAGCCAAAGAAAAGGCAGAAAAAGAAAGACAAGCCAAAGAAAAAGCUGAGAAAGAAAGUCUAGCCAAAGAAAAGGCAGAAAAAGAAAGACUAGCCAAAGAAAAGGCAGAAAAAGAAAGACUAGCCAAAGAAAAGGCAGAAAAAGAAAGACAAGCCAAAGAAAAAGCUGAGAAAGAAAGACUAGCCAAAGAAAAAGCCGAGAAAGAGCAACUAGCCAAAGAAAAGGCAGAAAAAGAAAGACUAGCCAAAGAAAAGGAAGAGAAAGAAAGACUAGCCAGAGAAAAGGAAGAGAAAGAGAGACUAGCCAAAGAAAAGGAAGAGAAAGAGCAACUAGCCAAAGAAAAGGCAGAAAAAGAAAGACUAGCCAAAGAAAAGGAAGAGAAAGAAAGACUAGCCAGAGAAAAGGAAGAGAAAGAGCAACUAGCCAAAGAAAAGGCAGAAAAAGAAAGACUAGCCAAAGAAAAGGAAGAGAAAGAAAGACUAGCCAGAGAAAAGGAAGAGAAAGAGCAACUAGCCAAAGAAAAGGCAGAGAAAGAAAGACAAGCCAAAGAAAAAGCAGAGAAAGAGAGACUAGCCAAAGAAAAGGCAGAAAAAGAAAGACUAGCCAAAGAAAAGGAAGAGAAAGAAAGACAAGCCAAAGAAAAGUCAGAAAAAGAAAAAGCAGAAAAAGAGAGACUGGAGAAAGGGAGACUAGCCAAAGAAAAAGCACAAAAGGAGGGAUUGGAGAAAGAAAAUACAGAAAAAGAGAGAUUAGAAAAAGAGAGUUUGGAGAAAGAAAAAGUAAAGGAAAAGGAUGAAAAAGACAAAGAGAAGACAACAAAAUACAAGACAGCUAAUGAACAUGGACGAACAUCUGACCAAUCAGAAAACGAGAAGGACACAGCUGAUGAAAAGAUAUCUACCCGCGGUCUUCUGAAAUCCUCCAAUAAGAGAAACAGAAAGUGAUGAUGUGUGAAAUGAUAUCACCGCUGGUGAUUUGAAAGGCAGUGAUUUACACCCUUUUGAGGAUUAAAACACUAAACUUAUGUGACAGUGUAGCAGUAAUAAGUUACAGGACACGCGCUCAACUGUGUGUGUUUGUGUUGUUGUGUUUUACACACACAGCGUUACAGAUGAGUUAACUCAGGCUAAAGUUUAGAUGUGCUCAGCUAAACUCCUCCUCAAGUGGGAAGAUGAUUUAAAAAAUCUUAAACCGAUCUAUUGAUUCAAUUAAUAUUUCAUUGAUUCGUGCCUGUCCAAAAGUCUAGCCUUUUGUUGUCUUGUUCUUCUUUUAGAGUAAUUUAUAUUAAUUAUUUUUUUAAUUAUUUAUUGAAGUUUGAUGCUGUUGUCAUUAUUAUUUUUGCCGGAUAAAUACUGCUGUAAUCACAGUAUAACAUUUUCUGCCAUCAUCUUCUUUAGUCUGGGUAAGGGUGUGUUCACAUUUUUCGUGUCGUAUAUUGUUAUCACUUCCCGUUUAAGUUUGUUUGAAAGUGGACCGAGACCCAUCUUUUCAGCGGUGCACACCAUGGUUCAGGUGGCAGCGUUCACAUUUACACAAAUAAAACACACUUACAGAGCAAUCACACCAUAGUUUCCAAACGAACCAAACAUGGCGUAUGUGAAUACACCCUUAAUGUAGAGAGCUUUUUCUUUUGUCAUUUGCAGUAUGGUAGUUAAAUACUUUAGCUUGUAGAUUGACUUUGUUCAGAUAAGCAGCAAAAUUCCUUUUUAUGGAAAUCUGUUCGAUUGUAAUCUGAAAAAAGCAUGAAAUUUAGUUACAACGUUACAUUUUUCUAAAUCAAAGCUUGCACCUCACAAGUUCAGCAUUUAGACAGAAAAAAUAUAUAUAUUUCUGUCGUCUUUGUUGCGGCUUUGUACAUCGUACUGAUUACAUAUAGCAUCUUAUAUAGAUGUUAUGUAGAUGCAGAUGUUAACCAGGCUUUUAAUUUUAGGAAAGUCAAAAUGAAGUGGUAUUAACAUAAUUCAAGGUGAAAUGUGUUUUAUUUAUUACUAUGAAACAGGUCUGAAGAAGUUACAAAUUAUAUAUUUGGUGACAAAUAAGCAAUUCAUACGGUGCUGUAAUUAGGUACUUUUCUUUUCAGCUGUUCAUCAUUUUAAUCUUUAAUCUUAAACGUUUUUUCUCUUUUUCUUUUUCUUUUCUUUUUCUUUCGUGGUGACGUUAACUUUAAAGGUGCAAAUAUUUGAAUCUCAAUUGGUCUGUUCUUAGUUUUUGUCUGUUUCGAUUUUAAGAUCUCAUGCAAAAGUGUUGUUGGUUUAUUUGAACGAGGUGAUUGGCAUUUUGUUGUACAUGUAAACACACUCAACACCUUUUUUUUUCAGUGUGACAGGGCUUUUAUAUUAUUUUACGUUGGGUAUUUAUUAUGAAGUGUACUGAAACCUUUAUCCCGUCAGUAGUUCUUUUGGUAAAAUUAUAAAAAAUUGACCUACAGGUAUAUGCUUGUUACUGUAUGACUAAUGGAUUAAUGGUUGUGUGUAAUGUUUAAAGGGUGUCAUUGCAAAAUUGAUGAAUAUACUAAGCUGUUAAAACAGCACAAGUGGACAUGUCGGACUGUCCAAACACACACAACAGUGUUCGAGUAGUAUCAGAAAGCGCACUGCGUUCAGCCUUUUAUUUAUUUUGAGUCUGCAAAUGAACAUGAUUCAGUAGACAUUAAAGACAAGAUUAAAUGCAUCACCUUUAAUACAUUCUUUGAAAAAGUCUAGCAAGAAUGUUUAAUGAAAAUAAACUGUGAGAUGUUUAUGAGUUAACUGUAGCUAGUUGUUUCAAAUAAAUGGGAAAAUUCUUUUUAAAAAUAUGUAUUUGGUCUGUUUGAUACAUGGCCUGAUUUACUCUUCUGUGUAGGGAUGUGCACGAGUACUCGAUUAAUCGAUUACUCGAACGCAUCAGCAGGAUCGAGCAUGAAAAUGAUGAUCGAUUGGCUCUAUUUUUUUUUUUUUUACUAUCAUUAUUUCUGAUUGGUUAUGCUGGUAUUUGGGCGGUAGUCUGAUAUUUGAUUGGUUAUGGCUGCGAGAAGUUGUGGUCUAGAGACAAGACCGGAGCACACAGCGAAAAUGGCGUCUAAAGCGCGCAGCAAUGUCUGGCAACACUUUGAAAAACUUGACGAAAAAGCAGUCAAGUGUAAGAUGUGCAGCGCCACGCUGGUCUACAACUCCACAACGAGUUCAAUGCGUUACCAUCUUGCACAUAAACACAAAAAAGCAGAUGAUGCCGAUGCCACUACCAGCAGUCAAACGAGCAUAAGAGAUUUCACCAUCAGACAGAAAUGCGACAAAGACAGGUCGGAGAAAAUGACGCAGCUAAUAGCAGAAAUGACAGCAGAAGACUUGCUGCCUAUUAGUUUUGUUGAAGGUGAAGGUUUUAAACGUUUAAUGAAUUACGUUGAGCCCCACUAUACUGUCCCAUCGCGCAAAACGGUCACUGCAAGGAUUGAUGCUCUAUAUGAAAAAUGCGCUUGUUCACUAAAAGACAGUCUGUCGAAGCCAGCGCGGGUGGCUAUAACUACGGACUCGUGGACCUCGCUAACCGCUGAAUCGUAUAUGACGCUAACCUGUUAUUACAUAAAUGAAUGGAAAAUUCACAAUGCAGUAUUAGAGACGCGAGGUUUUGAGGAAAGACACACAGCUGUGAACAUUGCCAACUACCUAAAAGAUGCAACAGUUAAGCUCUGAAAAAGUAAUGGCAUGUGUGCACGACAACGCUGCUAACAUGAUUCUGGAAUUAUAAAAUUAUCCAUGGCUUCUAAUUUUCGUUAGGCUAUGGGCUACUUAACAGUCGUUUGGUGAAGUUGUAUUAAACUUUAUUUUUGCGAACCUUUUACAAAAAACUUUUUUGAUCCACAGCCGUUGUGAUGCUGCUGAAGUAAAAUAUUGUUUUGUUAAAAAUAACAGUUGAAUAAAAUAACUGAAAAGCAUAUCAUGUGUGUUUUAUUUGUUUUACACAUGCAUAGAAAAAGGUAGUUAGACAAAUAAUUAGACAGACAUAUUGAUGGGAUAAUACUGUAAAAUAAGAUUUUUUUUUUUUGCUGGGCUUCAGUCACCAUUGUUUUAAAGCGCCCUGUAACGGGAGAAGCGCAUCCACUACUUUCUGGUUGGCAUUUAGUUCAAGCUCACAUGCAUUUUGUGUAGAUAAAUACAAUUUGUAAUAUAACAUUUACAUAUUGUGUAUCUAGGCUAUGUGAUAAAUUUUAUAUACAAUGCGUCAUGAAGAAAAAGCGCUUCAGCUUCACCUCACGCUGUUAUUUCUUUUAAAUGUUUACUGUGUUAACCACUAUUGAUGGUGAUGUUUAAUAAUCUGUGUUAAUUUAAUUAUUUUUUUAAUCCUGUCAUGUUUUAUUGUUUUAUCAACAACAUUUUUAACAAGGCUUUAAUUAAAAUAUUUAAUUGUCGCUAAGAGGCCCCUUGCUUAAGCUCCACCCCCGAUUAAUCGAGUACUCGUUUCUCAAACCUGUGGAUUACUCGAAAUGAAAUAUGAUCAGAAAUGCCCAUCCCUACUUCUGUGCGUGUAUUAUUACUUAUUAUUACUUCUUUGAUGUAUCUACAUUUUGAGAUUCUGCAUCUGAAAAUCCUGCUAAUUUUAUCAUAAGUUUUUCAAGGGCUGUCAAAAUCGCAUCCAGAAUAAAAGUUUGUGUUUACAUAAUAUAUGUCAGUGCACUCUGCAUAUUAAUUAACAAACACACACACACAUAGAUAAAUAUAUAAACAUAUUAAUAUAUACAUGUGUGUAUAUAGAGAAAAUACAUAUAUUUAAAUUAGUGAUGCGCCGAUAUGUAAAUUUUGACUGACAUCGAUAACCGAUGAUUCUUUAACGUUGGAAGCCGAUAACCGAUAUACAGCAUCUAAAUAUUAAUAUAAAAAUCCCUAAGGCUGAAACAAAAGGCAAAACGUGGACUACUGCUUUUACUUGUAAAAACAAAUUAUAGAUGUUCUUCCGUAGCAACUUAGAAAAAGGUUCUUAUAGCCACAUGUCUAACAGGUCUCAAGAAAGCAUUCAGACAGCAGUCUGAUUCAAACCAUAUGCUUUAGUACCUAUAAUUUACACAUUCAUAAAUAUCUACAUACUCUACCUACAUCAACAAUGUUUUGCUAAUAGCAGUAAGUGAAUGAUCACCUUGAAAGAUAGUACUGUAAUGUAUUUUAUCUGUGAGCAGUGUGCAGCUGAAGAAGUUUAACAAGAUGUAAUGAUUUAUGAUUUAUUGGCUAUAAUAUAUCGGCCUAAAUUUUAUUAUCGGCUAAUACCGAUAACAUAAAAAACGCGAUCUAUCCACCGAUACCGAUAUGGUCGAUAAUUUAUCGUGCAUCCCUAAU
This is a messenger RNA of Triplophysa dalaica, 7129 nucleotides long. Its product is annotated as un-named hu7910. Gene Ontology annotation, biological process: peptidyl-aspartic acid hydroxylation. The record is from RefSeq and is a predicted model, not a curated record. Gene Ontology annotation, molecular function: peptidyl-aspartic acid 3-dioxygenase activity; protein binding. Gene Ontology annotation, cellular component: membrane; endoplasmic reticulum. The coding region runs from base 134 to 2770 and encodes 878 amino acids. The transcript is spliced from 6 exons. Lineage: Eukaryota; Metazoa; Chordata; Actinopteri; Cypriniformes; Nemacheilidae.